CACGGAUGCCCAGAUGGGGGUAGUGUUUGCGUUCGAGAGGGUGAAGAGGAGGCUGGGCAAAGGCUAAGGACGUUUUAAAAAAGCGCCCAAGCGGUAGCGUCACGAGAUGGGGGGCUGAAAACCAAGGCCCGAAUUGGGCAGUGCCACGCCCGCAAUAUCCAGCCUGAGAGCUGCGAGGAGCGUCAGAGAUAUGAGUUUGACUUCGUAUCUAGACGCUGCGUCGGCAGCAUUCAUUGAGGAAUUUCGACGCGGUUUGACCUCAGUGCGAGAUCUCAGCGGCCAAUUUAACCAUGAGGCAAAGGCGCUUAAGGCGUCAGGGGGUUACUCGUCUGUAUAUGUCACUCAAUGGGAGCCUCCAGAUGAGAACCCCAUCCUGCAUCUAACUCGAGAAGUCAAGAUAUUGCAAACGCUCAGCCAUCCCCACAUCAUCGAGUUUAUCGGUUAUGCCAUCGAAGGCGAACGAUGCGAUAUGAAGGCCGUCCUGAUAUCCAGGUGGUGUUCAAAUGGGGACAUCGUUGAUUAUUUGCGACGGCACCCAGACUCAAAUCGGGUCGCACUGAUUCGGGAUAUGGCAGAUGGACUGCAAUAUCUUCACAAUCAGGUUCCUACGAUAAUUCACGGUGAUAUCAAGCCUCACAACGUCCUUAUCAGUGAUUAUGGAAAUGCCCAAUUGUGUGACUUCGGUUUAUCUCGGGUAAUUAACGAACUAACAAUAGCGGAUCAAACGACAUCGACGGCACUUGGAUAUACGGCCAGAUACUCUGCCCCCGAGGUUAUCAUCGAGGAGGUCAAGACAGCAAAGAGCGAUGUCUACGCGUUCGGAUGUACCUGCAUACAUAUACUGUUCAGCCAGACUCCUUAUCCUACACUUAGAAAUGAUUUACAGGUGAUCACUGCUAUUGGAUCCGGGAAAUCGCCUUGGAACUGGGAUACAGGAGUGCCAUUAGAAUGUCUUCUCAAACAUGCUGCCAUCUGGAGCAAGAAGCUCGACCCUCAAUAGACGCCGUUCUCAGUGAAAUU
Messenger RNA from Cantharellus anzutake, 1020 nucleotides. RefSeq names its product kinase-like domain-containing protein. The coding region runs from base 191 to 1000 and encodes 269 amino acids. Gene Ontology annotation, biological process: protein phosphorylation. Lineage: Eukaryota; Fungi; Basidiomycota; Agaricomycetes; Cantharellales; Hydnaceae. Gene Ontology annotation, molecular function: ATP binding; protein kinase activity. The transcript has 5 exons. The record is from RefSeq and is a predicted model, not a curated record.